Dibothriocephalus latus is the source of this 810-nucleotide messenger RNA. The record is from the annotation of a GenBank genome assembly. NCBI's taxonomy places the organism in Eukaryota, Metazoa, Platyhelminthes, Cestoda, Diphyllobothriidea, Diphyllobothriidae.
AUGACCGAAGUCAUCAGACGUGUCAUAGAUGAGACGAGGCACGAGUGUGAAUCUGACUACCGCUCAUGGGUCUUCUCCAAAAAUGGUGCCGCUGGAUGCUUCAUCCUCAAGGAGAAGUACGUUGACGCAGCCAACUGCUAUCGAGACGUCCUUCAGACGGCAUCGAAGUUGGAGAAGAAGUACGGAGUUCUGUCCGACUGGAGCCAGAGACUGCAUGCAAUCACCAACCUGAACUGGCUAAUUCAAUGCUGUUCAGUCCCCUUUGCCGAUGACCCACCGGCAUCAGACUGCAUCAAGGAUACUAGACCGGUUGUCGGUGUUUGUCCUCAGACCGCUUCAGCAUCGACUUCUGACGUGCCCGACCUACCUACCUGGGAGAGCCUCGAUCCAAGAGUUGAUCGUGAUCUAGUCGCAAAGGCUAAACUCUUACGUCUUGAUUACCUGAAGCUUCAUUCUCGUUUGCUAUCGAAGGCGCGUGAGAAGCUAGAUCCCCUUUCUGGCCAGGUGGAACGCCUUAUGACUCCGCCAAGUGCAUCGGCCACUGAGGGCUGGUUAGAUGUUAUCGGUGACGCGAUGGAUCAACUGGCACUUGUGGAUAUCCUGGAUAAAAUACCUAUCAUGUUGUCUGCCAGUUUCCAGGGCCGCCCAUCAGCAUACACACAAUUCAAGUCGACUCUCCUUCACGUCAAUUCUGGUAGCACUUUAAAAAGCCUUUUGCUGGUGGAAUUGAAGAACGUAUUCGACACGCGUCACUCACUACGAGAGGCGAUGAAACCACUCGACCGGACGUGGACCACCUUCCAGGUUUGA